GCUUCUAGUCCGACAUUCUCAAACGAAGGAAGCGACAAUAUGUGUGCCGUCUAAAAAUGGGUAAUGCGAGCGGCCUAAUGUGUCCGGGAAUGCCGGCCUUUUUUAUGCUCGUCAACGCCAAACGCACGAGACAGCGCCGUACUGACGUCAUUGAGCAUCCAAUCACUCCGGAAGCGUCUCUCGUCUACGUUCCUUUAGCUGACGAACGUCUUGAGGCGUCAGUAACAUCGACAACACCAACUUCUACGGACGAGAGUUUUCCAAUGAAUAACCCUGCAUUUGCUGCUCCUCCUCCGUCUUAUGCUAGUACAGAAUUAACGGAAGAGGAAGAGUCUGUCAUCGGUGCAACCCGUCCGUUAUCACCUAUCAGAGAGGAUGCUGAAGAGGAAAUUCCCAAGUCACCGAAAACGUCUAGUGAUUCCGGUAAAUUUGGUCGCUGGAAGAAUAACAUAAAAAAAUUAAAAGUGAGCUCCCAAUUUCUUUGAAAUUAUCUCUGACACACGUCCUGUUCUCUAUAUUGAUUGCAGGCAAUUUGCUGAGGCGGUUUUCUUUUAUUGCCUCAAUUCUUCGUUAAUCUGUAUGUCUUUCUUUUCCGGCAGAAAGUGGGAGAAAAUUCACUGAAAGAUUCCAAUGGAUCCUUACCUGAUCAUAAUCCCUUUUACACCUCGAUUGACAGUAUGCCCGAGAUUAGACCAAGAAAAUCCGCUCCGCUGGUCACCGAUCUGGUU
Molecule: messenger RNA, 728 nt
Organism: Dimorphilus gyrociliatus
Lineage: Eukaryota; Metazoa; Annelida; Polychaeta; Dinophilidae
Source: the annotation of a GenBank genome assembly